Molecule: messenger RNA, 1305 nt
Organism: Amorphotheca resinae ATCC 22711
Lineage: Eukaryota; Fungi; Ascomycota; Leotiomycetes; Helotiales; Amorphothecaceae
Exons: 5
Coding region: 1-1305 (434 amino acids)
Biological process (GO): mRNA 3'-end processing
Cellular component (GO): RNA polymerase II, holoenzyme
Molecular function (GO): RNA polymerase II C-terminal domain binding
Source: RefSeq, a predicted model, not a curated record
AUGGCCUAUACCGAUGAGGCUGUUUUGGCAAAGCUUUCUGCCUUGAACGAGACACAGGAAAGCAUAGUUACUGUCGCCCAAUGGGUAAUGUUCCACCGGAGACACGCAGAUCGCACUGGACAGUUAUGGCUCCAACGCCUCAAGGACUCCGGCAGUAAUAAGAGACUCAACUUGAUCUAUCUUGCAAAUGAGGUAGCACAACAAUCAAAGGCGAGGCGCAAGGAUGAUUUCUUGAUCGCUUUCAGUCCCGUUAUUGCUGAAGCGACGGCAACCGCAUACAAAGGGGCUACAAAUGAAGUUCAACAGAAAUUGAGGAGAGUGGUGGAGGUUUGGAGACAACGGCAGAUCUUUGAGCUUCCAAUUCAGGAGGCAAUCGAAGCUAGAAUUGAAGAGCUUGAUAAAUCACGGUCCUCGGGCAAGCGACCCCUUGGAGGCUCUAUCUUCUCCUCAAAUUCUGCUAGCAUACCCAACGAACUGGCACCUCUAGUCGAACCGCAGCAAUCGGUGACUAAACUCGUCCUGUCAACAAAGACCUCAGUCAAUGCCGCAAACCAGGAUUAUGACAAGCUUACCGAUCCAUCAGCAGCUGUUCCCUCCGCGCCUGUUCACGCUGCCCGACUAAAUGGUCUUCUCAAGACCUUAGCAAAUGCCGAAGGGGCCGUUGCCGAAAGUAUCAAGGCGCGUAAACUUCUCAUCGAAGGCCUCGAGAAAAUUCUGGACACAAAUCGCAACGCUCUGUUAUUAGAGGAAUCCCAGCUAGCCCAAAUCUCAAAUCGUCGAUCAGAAAUCGACGCCAAGAAAAAAGAUGUGGAGGACAGUAUCAUGCGUGGAUUUGCCUCUUCUAAUAGCAAUCCUGGUACUCCAGCUGGAGCAGGCAACGGUAGUCCAGGGGUUAGUCAAACGCCUGUUACCCCUGCUCCUGAACCAGAUCGUCCCGAGGUUGAGGCUUUGACUCCUCCUGGCUACCCGCAGCCGCCAGCAACUGAGCCUGUCCCUGAAUUGAACCUGGAGGCUUCAAAUGGCAAUGGCAAUGGCAAUGGCAAUGAUACCAUUUCAGCUCCACAAGCGUCUGUUUCACCGCCGCCACCGCCAUCUGCUGGUUCAGAUCUCUUGUCCAGUCUCUCAACAUCCACUACCUACACAUCAUUCGGCCAACCAGCAUCGACAUCUGGUGCAAGCAGUGUUAAAAAGCGGAAACUGAACUCAGGGGAUGAAUUUCCAGGUUUCGGUGGCGAAGACGCGAUGGAAGGACUAGAUGCUGAUGUUGCGGAGAUGUUGAGACGGGAUAGCGGGAAGGGAAAUUGA